AUGGCACAAGCCUUCACCCUCCUGUUUACCUUCCUAGGUGUGCAGUUUGUGCUUGCAACCUUCAAAAUCUGCGCUUUCAAUAUACGCAGCUUUGGGAGAGCCAAAGCGGCAAACCCAAGGGUCAUGGCAGCUCUUGUUCAGAUCCUCUCUCGCUGUGAUAUCUCUGCUGUACAAGAGGUGCGUGACUCCAAGGGCUUGGCCAUUCGGAUGCUGCUACAGGAGCUGAACAGGUGUGACCCUUCUCAUCACUACAGCCACCUGGAGAGCAAGAGGCUGGGGCAGGGCAGCUACAAGGAGCAGAAUGUCUUUGUGUACCGGAUGGAUGUUGUGUCAAUCACAGAUUGGUGCCAGUUUGGGGAGGAGGAUGUCACCGACUCCAAGGCCUUUGCCAGGGGACCCUUUGCUGCACGUUUCCAUUCUCCACAUACAGCCAUAGAGGACUUUGUACUACUCUUGCACCACGCUAGUCCUCGAGAAGCUGCCCAUGAGCUUGACCUGCUCUUUGGAGUGUGCCUGGAACUGAUGCAGCGGUGGAAAACUGAAAAUGUGAUGGUGCUAGGAGACCUAAAUGCUGCCGGUGCCUACAUCCCAGCAAGCGCUUGGGCUAGGAUCCGCCUGCGCACUCACCAUGCCUUCCACUGGCUCAUCGGGGACAAAGAGGACACCACAGUCAGCCACCGGACAUGCUAUGCCUACGACAGAAUCAUAGUCCACGGAGAAGAGCUAUUCCGUGCUGUUGUGCCCAGGUCAGCCAAGCCCUUCAACUUCACAAGAGCGCUUGGACUCUCUGAAGAUGAGGCUCUAGAAAUCAGUGACCACUAUCCUGUGGAAGUGAACCUGCGGCUUACCCCCAGGACCCAGGAAGAGCUUUAAGUCUUUGGUCAGCCUCCUGUUCCUUGAGGCUAAAUGCAAAACAAGAGGAAUAUGGAAGAAAAGAACCACUAAGGUAGCACCUACAUUUAGGCACCAGAUAAACACACAUUAAGCAAAACUCUGUUCCUGAGAUGUUUAUGGCUAUGGCAAUAGACUUUUAAGAGUGGAGGAGUCUAAUUUAUUGUACGCGUUUUAAGUUGCAUUUUCUGCCACCAAGUUGAAGUUUCAGAAACAGACAUGGCUAAAAUCUUUCCAACGGCUGGAGCAUCAGGCCCAAUCAAAAACCUUGCUCCUCCCCACAUUCAAAGGUAGGUGAACACAAAACCAUCAUGUAGUCAUUUAAGUUUUGAGAUUUAGUACAAAUGUGCUUCCUA
Molecule: messenger RNA, 1247 nt
Organism: Varanus komodoensis (Komodo dragon)
Lineage: Eukaryota; Metazoa; Chordata; Lepidosauria; Squamata; Varanidae
Product: deoxyribonuclease-1-like
Exons: 8
Coding region: 1-873 (290 amino acids)
Biological process (GO): DNA catabolic process
Cellular component (GO): nucleus
Molecular function (GO): DNA nuclease activity
Source: RefSeq, a predicted model, not a curated record